CUGCACGUAUUGCAAUUAAUGUGCUCUAUGCGGUUUUCAUUCUCCAGACAAAUUAAAAUAUUUCCUCAACCAUUAGGUUUAGGACCGAUGUGGCUUAAUACUUUUUUACUUAGAAUGUUACUAAAUACUGUCGUGUCCUUUGAACCUCCUAGAAAUAAAAGAGACUUUUCACAAUGCUUACGUUGUCAGUCAUACGGCCAUACUAAAAACUAUCGCAAUAGAAUCCCGAUAUACGUUAAAUGUGCAGGGAUUCAUUGGUCUUUGAACUGUCCUAUUGUUGGAGAAAUAGCUGAUGUUAAAUGUUAUAAUUUCCAGGGGAACCACCCCAAGGAUUCUGAAAGUGAUGAUGAGCAAAAUGUCGAGAACAGUGCGACGGCUCGUGAUGGAACUGUUUGGCAUCAAAUCAAAGAAGAGCCGGCAAUCGGACCACCAUUUUUACACACAACCAGCUUCAGAGAAGUGUCAGGUCCAACGGCAUACGUCAAACGCAAUAUUAUGUCUGGCAAAGCAAAAAUCAGCAUUUUCGGUGAUAAUAGAUUAUACUGUUAUUGA
Molecule: messenger RNA, 552 nt
Organism: Heterotrigona itama
Lineage: Eukaryota; Metazoa; Arthropoda; Insecta; Hymenoptera; Apidae
Source: the annotation of a GenBank genome assembly